Messenger RNA from Striga asiatica, 2674 nucleotides. NCBI's taxonomy places the organism in Eukaryota, Viridiplantae, Streptophyta, Magnoliopsida, Lamiales, Orobanchaceae. The record is from the annotation of a GenBank genome assembly.
UUUCUCCUUUUCCAUUCAUUUUCUUACGGUUUCAACAGACGCAUUAUCAUUUGCCCGAUCUGGUCAUUCAAUUUCCACUGCUUCAGUUGAACUCUCAGUUCCUGAUUAAGAACGUUUUGUGGUCUUAAGUUUUUCUGUACAGGUGAAUGGCGAAUCGACUGAAGGAGGAUGAGAAGAAUGAGAGAAUUAUAAGGAAUCUUCUCAAGCUUCCCGAGAAUCGCAGGUGCAUCAACUGCGACAGCUUGGGGCCUCAAUAUGUGUGCACUAACUUCUCCACAUUUGUCUGCACAAACUGCAGUGGAAUACAUCGAGAGUUCACGCACAGAGUUAAGUCGGUAUCUAUGGCUAAGUUUACACCACAAGAAGUCAGUGCCCUUCAAGAAGGGGGAAAUGCGCGUGCUAGAGAAAUUUAUCUGAAGGAAUGGGAUUCCCAGCGUAAUUCUCUCCCCAAUUGCAGUAGUAUAGAAAGACUGCGUGAUUUCAUCAGGCAUGUAUAUGUGGAUAGGAGAUAUACUGGUGAGAGGAACUUGGAAAAACCUUUGAGGGCAAAGAUGGGGGAAACCGACGAUUUUUAUGAAAAUAGGAGGAUAGACACCCAUCAGGGUGGUUCACCAAGUCCACCAUACGAUGAUACUUCCGAUCGUCGUUAUGGAGCUAGUGUUGGUGGGAAAAGUCCAGCAAAUGACAAAGAUAAUUGGAGAAAUAGCAGUCACAAAAGAAGUCCUGCCCGUACUGAAGUUAUUAAUGACUGGCGACGAGAGGAUAGAUUUGGAAAUGGAAGGAGGUCUGAAGACAGAAGUUCUGAUGGAAGCUCUAAGCUUGAAGUUAGAUCACCUGAUAGUGAAAGAGGUUUGGACAUGUCCAGCCCUCCUAUAGUCCGCCCUGUGAGAGAUAUAUUAGGAGAUAAUGUAUCUCCUCUACGAGUUAUUGAGCCACCAAAAUCCUCUGGUGGAAGGUCAACUGAUGGUUCGAGGCACUCACUGAGGACUGCUGCAUCCUCCAGUAGCUUGACAUCCUCAGAUGCUAAUCCAUCUGAGAUCAAACAAGAGGCUUCAUUUAUUGAUUUUGAUGCCGUUUCUGACCUUCCUACUGUCCCGCAAACUGAAGAAGCUGUGGCUGCAGAUGCUUUGUCUGUGCAAUUGAACAAAUCUAGUGGCAAUGACUGGGCAAAUUUUGAUUCAGUGCAGGAGGCUGGAAAAACAGUUCCCUCAAGUUCUAUGGAAUCUGUACUUUCAGAGUUGUUAACGGAAGCUCCCAAAUCAGGCCUCUCAGCCCCUGUGGGCACCUUGCCUCCCAUCCAGUCUAGUUCUUCACAAGGCUCUUCAACUCCCUUGGCAGCCUUUGGAAGUGCUAUUCCACAGUCAGCAUUUCCCUCUGUUGCUAUUCCACAAUCAUCUAACCUCGAACGGAACUUGCUUACAGAUGCUUCUACUGGAGGACAGUGGCCCACCAUGAUUCCUCAACAACAUUCUGUGUUCCCUAGAGGUGUCACCCAACUCAGUUCUCAAAUAGUUACUCCUGUUAUUGGUGGACCUUCAAGCAAUAAGCCUUGGAAUCUGCAAGUGUCAAAUUCGCAUACGCCACCUGGCACAUCUAUUGGGCAGGUGGAUCAAACUGCAGCAUUCAAUAACAAUGAAACCUCUUCUGGGUUGACAACAAAGUCUUCAUUGGAUGAAAAAUCUGGUGGAAGAAAAGCACUGCCAGAGGAUUUAUUUGCAGUGAAUUACUCUUAUGGUCCAUCUCUGGCCGCAGGCUGGUAUUCUGGAUCCCCUUAUGUUGCUCCGGUUCCUAUGCAGUACAACAACACACAUGUGGCUAUUCCAAGUUUCCAAUCAGUGUCAAGAUCUAUAAAUCCUUUUGAUGUUGGCAAUGAUCCAUCUCCUGCUCAAGCAUCAAUUUUUCCUUCAGUGGCAUCACUGCAAGGUGCUUUACCCCAAAUUGAUAAUCCAGCUGGCCCUCCGCGUACUUCAAGACUUGAAACCUCUCAACUUCAUAUUCCUUCGAUGCAUGCUCAAACACCAUCAGCAUAUGGAUCAGCACCUCCAAGUUCAUUCUUUGGAGAAGGAAUAGCCGGCAACAUGGCACCAAGCCUUGAAGAGUCGGCGUUUUCAUCUCUGAACCCACAAAAUCCCCAACUGGGUGGACUACUGGGGCCCCAUUCUGCUUCUAGAAGCUUCACUUCCACUAGUGGAAACCCAUUUGGCUAGAGAUGAAGAAAGCAGGAGCCUUUACCAUCUUUUGCUUCCUUUCAACUUAUUGUGGUGGAAAGUGGUGUACUGGUGUUGUACUAAAACAUGAAAUCUGUUGCAGUUGGAUAACAACGGUGCUGUUUUAUUUUUAUUUUUCUUUCUCCUGGUGAUAUUCAAAACAAAAUUGCUGAUGUAUCCAAAAAUUUUGGUCCGUCUCUCAUUGACCGAGAGCAUAUAUAUCUAAGUAGUGUGUGUGUCAUAAGCUUGGAUAAUGAAGAGUAUUUUAUUGGCGGUGGAGAUAUGCCUCUUCAUCCUUGAAGCUAUGUAACAUAUUGCAACUUUCCAGUUUGUUAUGCUGUAAGCUUACUAUGAGGAAAAAAACAUUCAUUUGUUUGAAUUAUUAUUGAUCUGCAAGCAAGAGCCAACUGUGCUUCACGGUUCCAAUUGUGGAGCCAAUGAUGCUAUUUUACUGGACAAAAAAAUUG